CUCAAGGGAUUGAGUUACGAGUCUGCAAUGGGUGACCUUCAUUUGAUCGGAACCGAGCAUCAAACAGAUCAGGUGUACGUGCUUCAGAGGAGUAAGCAGAAAGCACGUUUCCUCAAAUUUAAGGAGAUCUUGCAGCAGUCUGUAGUUGAUUUGGAAGACCUUCGGAAGCACUCGUGGUCCGGCGUGCCUACAGCAAUCCGGCCUAUUGUAUGGCAGUUACUAGUAGGAUAUUUGCCUUGCAAUUCGGAUCGCAGAAAUUUAGCACUAGAGCGGAAGCGGAAAGAGUAUCAAGACGGAGUACAGCAGACGUUUGCACGAGGAAUCGAGGGCCUUGACCAGACAAUUUGGCAUCAAGUUUUCAUCGAUGUACCAAGAACGAACCCAAAGAUGGCCCUCUUUCAGAACCAAACAACUCAACGGUGUCUCGAAAGGAUUCUUUAUUGCUGGGCAAUUAGGCAUCCUGCAAGUAGUUAUGUCCAAGGCAUCAACGACCUGGUGACACCAUUCUUUCUUGUCUUCCUGACUGCAUAUAUUGAGGAGGACCAAGACCCGGAAUCAUAUGACAUCUCACGCCUACCAACAGAAAUUUUGGCAGCUAUAGAAGCGGAUAGCUAUUGGUGUCUUACAAAACUCUUGGACGGAAUUCAGGAUAAUUACACGCAUGCGCAACCGGGUAUUCAAAGACAAAUUGUGAAACUGCGCGAGUUAAUUUGUAGAAUCGAUGCGCCGCUGGCGGCCCACCUUCAAUCCGAACAUGUCGAAUUCAUCCAAUUCUCGUUCAGGUGGAUGAAUUGCCUACUAAUGCGAGAGGUGACUUUGCAACACACAAUUCGAAUGUGGGAUACAUAUCUAACCGAGCACCCACAUGGAUUUUCUGAAUUCCAUCUUUACGUUUGUGCUGCGUUUUUGACAAAGUGGUCUGCAGAGCUGCUCAGAAUGGAGUUUCAGGAGAUCAUGUUGUUCCUACAGGAUGUACCAACGGACGAUUGGCAGGAGAAAGAUAUCGAACUCUUGCUUUCCGAGGCGUUCAUGUGGAAAAGUCUUUUUCAUGCGUCUCCCAUGCAUCUUGGUGGAUCAAAAUAGAAAUCAAAAGCUCAGAUGCAUCAUAAAAC
This is a messenger RNA of Lobosporangium transversale, 1112 nucleotides long. Its product is annotated as rab-GTPase-TBC domain-domain-containing protein. Bases 28 to 1083 code for a protein of 351 amino acids. Gene Ontology annotation, molecular function: GTPase activator activity. Lineage: Eukaryota; Fungi; Mortierellomycota; Mortierellomycetes; Mortierellales; Mortierellaceae. Gene Ontology annotation, cellular component: Golgi apparatus. Gene Ontology annotation, biological process: activation of GTPase activity. The record is from RefSeq and is a predicted model, not a curated record. The transcript is spliced from 3 exons.